ACUUGCCCCUCCCUUUCCGGUCGGUUCCGCCCCAGUCUUCUCCGGCAACCACGUGUGUUUAAGCUGGAGUUUUUCUCUGAGCUGCUGCGACUGUUGGUGAGGUUUCCCGGGUCUGGGCUGCGGAGGUUCUCCGGGGCCGUGAGGACGUCACCAUGCCUAAAGCCCUAAAGGGAAAACUUGUAGGACGGGAAAAAAAGGUCAUCCAUCCAUAUAGUAGAAAAGCAGCUCAAAUUACAAGAGAAGCCCAUAAACAAGAAAAAAAGGAAAAAUUGAAGAAUGAAAAGGCAUUGCGUCUCAACCUUAUUGGUGAAAAACUCCAGUGGUUUCAAAGUCAUCUUGAUCCCCAAAAAGCAGGAUAUUCAAAGAAAGAUGCUUGUGAAUUAAUUGAAAGGUAUUUAAAUCGAUUCAGCAGUGAACUAGAGCAGAUUGAAUUACAUAACAGCAUCAAAGACAGGCAGGGAAGGCGGCACUGUUCCCGGGAGACAGUCAUCAAGCAGACAAUGGAGCGUGAGCGGCAGCAGUAUGAAGGAUAUGGUCUUGAGAUUCCAGACAUUGUAAAUGCAGGUAAUCUGAAAACUUUUAGGGAGUGGGAUUUGGAUCUGAAGAAAUUGCCAACCAUUAAAAUGAGAAAAAUUUGUGCUAAUGAUGCAGUUCCCAAGAAGUGCAAGAAGAAAACUAUUAUAACCGUAGACAAAGAUUUAGGGGAAUUGGAACUAAAAGAUGAAUCCAGUGACUCAGAUGAGGAAAUGAUUGCAGUGGCCUAAUUGUCCUUUAUUUCAGUUGAAAGUAAAUAAAUGGAAAGCGUAGUUAUAUUUGAACUGAUUAUGGUAAAUAACUGUCUACAUACAAGAAUUUGCCAUGUAGCUUAUCAUCUUUCAUGAUGAAACUCCCAUUUGCAGUUUCAAAAAGUGUUAUGAUUUUCACUUAAAAAUAAGUGUUACUUUCCAUUUACAUUAAGUUGCUAAAAUAGAUAUAGUGAAAUAAAAGUACAAUCUAAGAUCCAUUUAACAUGAUUUUCCUGGGCAUAGGGAGUGAUCUGAAUAAGGAAAAAAAAAUGUUUUAAUUUUUUUCAUGUUCACCUUGGAUCACCUAAUCUCAGAUUGUGGGGUAUGUACAACAAUGUGUUUUCUGAAAGGGUCCCGUGCAUACUUCUUGAGUAGUGGUGAUGACAAAAUUGUCUUUCAGUAAUAGUGUUUCACUAAUCUUCCUCUUAAAUUAAAUCUAUUUUCUUUCCUUGUAAGAUAGGGAAAAUGUGAUAUAGGAUAAAUACACACUGAUGGAUUGUACAUUAUUUUUAUUAUCUUUGAGCCAGAGUUUAAUGGUAAAGAAAAAAAUGGUGACUAUUUUCAUAAUGUUAGUCUCCCACACUGUAAUUUGUUAUCUUUUAACAAAUAAGAUAAGUGGUUGCAGGUUAACUCUUUUUGUUUGUAUAUUUCCUGCAUGAAGGCUGAUAGGUUUUAUCUGUGGAAACAAAGAUCAGAGCAUCAGUUAUUGCAAUUGUGUUAUUUAUUCUUCUAAGUGAUACACUGAAUGACAUAUAAUAUAACUCAGUAUUUCAAAUAUGAAAAACAUGAAUGUUAGAAUGUUGUUCUUUAUAGAACUUGUUAAAUGCAGUUAUCUUUUAGGCUGUUUUCUAAGGGAUACAAUGCAAGUGUCUGAGUAUUUUCAAGAAAAUAAAUGUAAAAGGAUGCUAUAAGAGGUUUACUAGACAUUAACUAAGUCUUGUUGACAACUUAUUUAAAAUAUUACAGCUUUUUUUUACUAUUGACAAUUAAAAAUAAAAUAUAUUCCCAUAA
Messenger RNA from Felis catus (domestic cat), 1796 nucleotides. RefSeq names its product translation machinery associated 16 homolog (gene TMA16). The record is from RefSeq and is a predicted model, not a curated record. Gene Ontology annotation, cellular component: nucleus. The transcript has 7 exons. NCBI's taxonomy places the organism in Eukaryota, Metazoa, Chordata, Mammalia, Carnivora, Felidae. The coding region runs from base 153 to 764 and encodes 203 amino acids.